AUGCCUCCGCCACGCAACGACGAGAGACAACCUCUGCUUGGGCGUGAAGAACACCGCGAUGAGAAUCACGGGAAUCAACGCCGUUCCCAGAAAGUCGAAUUCGACGACAAGGAUUCUGCAAACCCGAGAGAAUGGCCACUUUCGAAGAAAUACACCGUGGUUGCUUUAAUCACUCUUACGGCCUUCUUCCUACCUAUGGCUUCUAGUAUCUUUGCACCAGCAUCAAAUCCGAUUGCAGAAGAGUUCGGCGUGUCAAGACAAAUCGCUCUGCUCAAUCAGACGGGCUUCGUGUGCAUGCUUGGAGUCGGACCUCUAUUCUUGGCUCCCAUGUCGGAGACGUUCGGUCGCAGGAUGAUCUAUCUCAUCUGCCUCGCGGCUUUUACUGUGCUGCAAAUACCAUGUGCGUUGGCGCCGAACGUGGCGACGUUCGUCGUGUUCAGAACGCUGUCCGGACUCUUCGGAUCUGUGGGCGUGGGCAAUGGCGGAGGCUCGAUCGCUGAUAUGUUCGAGGCGCACGAGAGGGCGAAGGUGUUGGGUGUUUAUAUGAUUGCUCCCCUUUUGGCACCAUCGCUUGGCCCGGCAUUGGGAGGCGUCAUGGUCGACAGGAUGAGCUGGCGUUCCCUGGCUUGGCUGAUGUUCAUUCUUGCUGCAUUGACGACGAUCAUAUCGUAUUUCUUCAUGUACGAGACUCGGGCCAUUACGAUCUUGCAGGAGCGAAAGGCGGAGCUGGAGAAGAAGGAUCCCAAAAUCGAAUACUGCGUCGAAGGCGUCAACAAUGAGUCUAUCCCAGCAAAGAUUGCAGGCAACGGCACUCGUGCUGUCAAGAUUCUAGGAACACAACCCAUUGUGUUGAUCAUGUCCAUUUACCAGGCGUUGAUUUUCAGCACCAUGUAUUCGCUAUACGCUUCCUACAACACCAUCUGGACACAACCACCUUACGAAUUCAGCAAGAGCCAAGUCGGCCUUGCGUACCUUGCGCCUGCAUUUGGUUUCGCAAUCACAGCUUUUACGAUUGUCAUACCAUUCAUUGACAAGAUCUACGACCGGCUGUCUGAGAAACACGACGAUCAAGGCCAGCCGGAAUAUCGUCUUCCUCUAGCUAACAUAGGAGCGGUCUUCUUGCCCAUCGCACUAUUUGGCUUCGGCUGGACAGUGGAGAAAGGCUACCAUUGGGCCGUGCCUUUGGUCUUCAUGGUAUUCUUCGGCGCGAGCCAGGCCAGCAUCUUCAACAGUGUCCAGACAUAUUACACCGAAGCCUACGAGAGCAACGCCGCUUCCGCUCUUGCGGCAGGUUCCUUUCUCCGAAGCAUGGUCGGAGGUAUUGUGCCUCUGUUCGUGAGCAAGCUGUUUGAGGAACUCGGAUAUGGAUGGGGUAUGAGCGUAUUCGGCUUCAUCGCCACGGCUUUGAUGCCGGCGCCUCUGGUAUUCUACUGGAUCGGUCGGAGGUUGCGAGAGCAAUAUCCGUUCAAGGGCUGAUGACUCGAGUACGGCACCAGACUCUUGAAUGGCCAACAUGGCAGUUGCAUGAGACGAGGUGAUGCAUCGGGAAUUGGGCUCAAAAAGGAUCGCGACCCCAGAGACAGUCCUUAUCAGCACGAAGAAGUCCUCGUGGAGACCAUGAAUGAUGCUCGACGCCCCAUGCGGCGACGUUCGGGUCACUCAGCAGCAUUGCCUGUUGUACUGCUGUGCCGCUUUAUGAGGCCGCUCCCCUUCAAGUGUCCUGGUCGUCGUCGUCAAAAUGAUGACACUUCUGGUCCGUGUAUGAAGGCUGCUCUGAGCAUGAACGCAAGAGAGGAGGGUCACUGGAGGCAUUCCCAUGGCAUGACUCAAGGAGGCUGGAGUUGACCAAGGCAUGUGUGCACCACAGCCGUAGCAGGAGCUCGUAUGGGAAGAGGCCAAGAUGGUCGCGAAUCAGAUGGCUGGCGGUAGUUCCGCUGCAUGUGAGAAUCACCGGUGCCUCAGCAUCGUUCUAAGAGAGGAGUGGUGCAUCACGUCGCGGACUGCUUUCCAUUAAUGGUGUUUGCGUUUGAACAACCGCGUCGGAGACGGCAGCUCUGCCGCUGUGGGACGAG
Messenger RNA from Cercospora beticola, 2072 nucleotides. RefSeq names its product MFS transporter. Gene Ontology annotation, molecular function: transmembrane transporter activity. Gene Ontology annotation, biological process: transmembrane transport. NCBI's taxonomy places the organism in Eukaryota, Fungi, Ascomycota, Dothideomycetes, Mycosphaerellales, Mycosphaerellaceae. The record is from RefSeq and is a predicted model, not a curated record.